Molecule: messenger RNA, 1810 nt
Organism: Cantharellus anzutake
Lineage: Eukaryota; Fungi; Basidiomycota; Agaricomycetes; Cantharellales; Hydnaceae
Product: Alpha/Beta hydrolase protein
Exons: 4
Coding region: 262-1725 (487 amino acids)
Biological process (GO): medium-chain fatty acid catabolic process; medium-chain fatty acid biosynthetic process
Molecular function (GO): monoacylglycerol lipase activity; acetylesterase activity
Source: RefSeq, a predicted model, not a curated record
ACUUCUUUCACUCAGGCGUGUCGGUUUGAUCCGAAGGACCAGUUGAAGGAAACAACUGAGCAUUGUCACUGUGAACCUGUGCUCGUCAUUCCCACGAUCCUACAAACGACCAACUCUCACGUCUGCUUUGGAAGUUGGCGGUAAGCUACUUCCGGUCCUAGUUCACAAACACAACCCACUUUUAGUUCAACCUCUGUCUAACAUCACGUCUCAACGGAUUUUGACCGCUCGUACUAGCGACCCCUAGCUGACUACUCCGCCAUGGGUGCUUUCUUAUCCUUCCUUAGAUGGCUCUUCACGGAUCCUGUUCCGAACCGAGGCGCCCCAGUUCUCUACCUUUCUGAUGAGCCUACCUAUACCGUUCGUAAACGACAUUCCCCAUACUCUGACUUGGACCAGAAGCCACUAAAGAAGGAUGGAAGCGGCGAAAGGGAAACACAAGUCGUCAGUAUGAGAGGGUUCUUUGCAACUCGGUGUCCUAGCUUCUUAAGACCGUACAAACCCACUUGGUGGCUUCCCAAUGGUCACUUUCAAACGAUCUGGUGUUCUCUGGGUGAUUUCUCCACUGUUGAUCCAGUCCAAUACACUCGUACCCUCCUACGCGUUCCGGAUGGAGGUACAAUCGGCCUUGACUGGGUCGAACAACCGAUUACGCCUGCAGAGGACAAGCCUUUGCCGGACGAUACCCCCAUAGUAGUUAUUUUGCACGGUUUGACGGGCGGAUCGUACGAGAGCUAUGUAAGGGCUAUAUUAGCUAAGACUUCCGCACCAGUGGAGCAAGGUGGACUUGGGUAUCGGGGAGUGGUGAUGAAUUUCCGUGGAUGCGCGGGUGUGAAGCUCACUUCACCGCAAAUGUUCUCUGGUGGCCAUACAGAAGAUAUCCGCACUUCGCUCCUAUACAUCCAAUCGCUCUACCCCAAGGCCCCCCUUCUCGGCAUUGGAUUUUCCCUAGGUGCUAAUGUCCUCACGAGAUACGUUAGUGAGGAAGGAGAGCAGUGCCGCCUGACCGCUGCAUGUGUCAUGGCCUGUCCGUGGGACAACCUCAAGAAUAGUGACAAACUCGAGAAGAGGUUCAUCAACCGCGCGAUCUAUUCGAAGGCUAUGGGUGGUACCCUUCUUGAGCUUUUCAACCGUAACGCAGUGGAACUUUCUGCAUUCCCCGAGCCAUCCGCUAUCACACCCCACUUGCCAAUUCUUCUCUCUCUCAAGUCGCCAGACUUCAUAACCGUCAAUAGUCACCUCACUAGCAUUGUAGGCGGUUCUUUCCCACCCUUUCCGUUCCCAACAGUACAAGAUUAUUACGUCUGGAGUAGCGCACAUGAAUGUUUAGAGACGAUUAGGAUUCCAUUUUUGACGAUGAAUGCAUUGGACGAUCCGAUCGUCGCGGAAAUUCCCCUUCACAAGGCAGGACUAAGUCCCUGGGUGGGAAUGUGUACUACUAAGAAUGGUGGACAUCUGGGUUGGUUCCAAGGGGGUGGGUUCCUUGGCAGAGGCGGACCACCAGAAAAAUGGAACGUGCAGCCUGUGGCGGAAUGGUGUCAGGCGAUUGCGGAAGAUUUCGUGGAUACGAGGUUGGAGGAAGGAAAGAAUAGGAAGGAGACGUAUCAUGAUGGUGAAUGGGUUAGGGAGAAGGGGAGCAGUAAGUUCGUUGGGUAUAAGGUCAUCGAGGUUGGAAGAGAAGUCCCAAUUAUCCAGCCCACCGGGCAGACUUGGGCUGGGCUCUAGAUCAUCAUAAAAUUUUGGAUACAAUCAUGUACGGAUAAUUCGUUUAGCCACUUAAUGUCAUGGAAUAACUCCCGCGUUAGUUCGA